AUGCGUUCCGUGACCAAGACAGACACCGAUGGGAAUUCCUCCGCUGAAUCCUCGGGGAAUUCGAGUCCAAAUAAUCUGAACGAUGAACACGCGGAUGAUCCCAAUGAAAUACCUGGAAGUAUAUUAUACGUAGAUAGCGGAAUAACCUACCCGAAAUACUAUGACGAGCCGUACUUCGAUGAGGUGGAAGAACUCCUGGGUUCCUCUUCAUCACCAGCUCCUUGCACCCUCGUGUGGAGAGACGUGACCGUACAUAUCAAACUGAAAAAUGGAAAGCUCAAGAGAUUAGUUAAUAAUGUGAGCGGUAUUGCAAAACCCGGAACUCUAGUGGCCCUCAUGGGACCUAGCGGUGCCGGCAAAACGACCUUGAUGACCGCGCUGGCCCAGAGAAGUCCAGACGAUACAAUAGUGGAUGGUGCAAUCGCAAUGAAUGGUAUACCUAUAGGAGAUUUCAUGCAUCGUGAGAGUGGGUACAUGCAUCAAGAUGAACUGUUUGUUGAAAAUCUCACUGUAAUGGAACACCUUACUAUAAUGUCUCGUUUGAAAAUGGACCGUCGUACGUCCCCUUUGGCUAGACGGCGAAAAGUCAAUCAGUUAUUGAGACAACUGUCUCUCUACGGAGCCAGACAUACAAGGAUAGGUGGCUUGGACGGGUUAAAAACUCUGUCAGGGGGCGAAAGGAAACGACUGGCAUUUGCUACUGAGUUACUGACUGACCCAGGACUUCUGUUCUGCGAUGAGCCAACAACUGGUCUGGACUCAUCAUCAGCACAGAAGCUCAUAACUUUAUUACGAGCAAGUGCUGUUCAAGGCAAGACCAUCAUAUGUACGAUACACCAACCUUCAUCUGAACUAAUGGCCUUGUUUGAUAAGCUGGUGUUGCUUGCUGAAGGACGAGUCGCCUUCGCUGGAAAUGCCUCCGGAGCUUUGAGUUUCUUUGAAAGUCUGGGCUACCAAUGCCCCAUAACAUACAAUCCCACCGAUUAUUUCAUCAAAGUUUUGGCGUUAACCCCUGGAUCUGAAGGUGCAUCGAGACAGGCAAUCAAAAGCGUUUGCGAUAGAUUCGCUGUGAGCGAUGCAGCUAAGGAAUUGGAUAUGGAGAUCCAUUUAGAGUUCCAUAUUAUGGAGAAUGAAGACGAGGAAUCAAAGAAAUUAAAAUUCACUCAUUAUAAGCCGCCGUUGGUUCACACGAAAAUAGCCUGGCUUGUGUAUCGAUACCUGCUCAUCAUCAUUCGAGAUCCAAGAGUUCAAUUAGUGAGAAUUAUACAAAAGCUGGCUAUAGCGAUAACAGCAGGGCUGUGUUUCCUUGGAACAGCUCGCCUCACCCAGGCUGGUAUACAGGAUGUUCAAGGAGCGCUCUUCAUCAUCAUCGCUGAGAACACCUUCAUUCCUAUGUACUCAGUCCUCAAUAUGUUCCCUGAAGAGUUUCCCCUCCUCCAAAGAGAACUCAAGGCUGGGCUGCACUCAACAACCAUAUAUUAUGUAUCAAGAAUGCUUGCUUUGUUGCCAGGAUUAGUGAUAGAGCCCACGUUGUUCACUCUAGUGGUGUACUGGGUCGCGGGCUUGCGGGCUACGCUCUAUGCGUUUGGCUUUACUGUUUUGCUCGCCAUACUUGUACUGAACGUGGCAAUCGCUUGUGGAUCAUUCUUUUCCUGUGCUUUCGGUUCCAUGCCGCUGGCCAUCGCUUACCUCGUCCCCUUUGACUAUUCCCUCAUGAUGACUUCAGGAUUAUUUAUCAAACUGAGCUCCAUGCCGAAAUACGUGUCUUGGAUACGGUACAUGUCCUGGUUGAUGUACUCCAACGAAGCCAUGAGCAUCCUCCAGUGGGAUGGAGUUCAGAACAUAACGUGUACACUACCAGAGAACGAAGCGCCAUGUGUGAGUUCUGGCCAGGAGGUCCUACAAGUGUAUGACUUUGAGAAGACCAAAUUCUGGAUCGACAUCAUGGCACUGGUAAUAAUGUAUCUGACCUUCCACCUGCUGGCGUUACUCGCGCUCCGAUACAGGACCCGGAGAAAAUGA
Messenger RNA from Danaus chrysippus (African queen), 2022 nucleotides. Lineage: Eukaryota; Metazoa; Arthropoda; Insecta; Lepidoptera; Nymphalidae. The record is from the annotation of a GenBank genome assembly.